UCUAUUGUGUGCACUGGCCCGGAAUCAGAGGAUUGCCAGGCAAAUAUUUUGGAAACACAAAAGCAUUUUUGGUUUUUGUUGUGUUAUUUGUUUUGUAGAUUUAAAACCCCUUUGUCCUUGAGGCCUGUGCCAAAACAACAAUCAGAGAGAGAGCAGCUGAUUGUUUCUGGACGGGCUAUUAUUCUCGCUCCUGUCGCGCUUUUCCUUUUUUGGAGGGUGUGAGGCAAGUAUAAAGAAGACCACGUCGCCGAAUGUCCUGCAUACAUUACUUUUGGGUCACUCAGGCCUUAUAAGAAGCCACUUUAUCCUCUGGAAACUCUUUAGAAGCAGCGAUGGGUGACGCUGAGAUGGCAGUGUUCGGGCCCGCCGCCCCUUACUUGCGGAAGUCCGAUAAGGAGCGUCUGGAGGCGCAGACCAAGCCCUUCGACAUGAAGAAGGAGUGCUUCGUACCCGAUACCGUGGAGGAGUUUGUCAAAGCCACGAUCAGCAGCCGCGACGGUGACAAAGUCACCGCUGAGACCUACCAUGGCAAGACUGUGACAGUGAAGGACACUCUGGUUCUGCAACAGAACCCGCCUAAGUUCGAUAAAAUUGAGGACAUGGCCAUGCUCACCUUCCUGCACGAGCCCGCUGUGCUGUAUAACCUCAAAGAGCGUUACGCAGCCUGGAUGAUCUACACCUACUCUGGGCUGUUCUGUGUGACAGUGAACCCCUACAAAUGGCUGCCUGUGUACAAUGCAGAUGUGGUCAAUGCAUAUCGAGGCAAGAAGAGGUCUGAGGCUCCCCCUCACAUCUUCUCCAUCUCUGACAACGCCUAUCAGUACAUGCUGACAGACAGAGAAAACCAGUCUAUCCUGAUUACUGGAGAAUCCGGUGCUGGGAAGACUGUGAACACCAAGAGAGUCAUCCAGUAUUUUGCCAGCAUUGCUGCAGUCAAGAAAGAUGCAGUCACCCCUUCCAAGGGGACCCUGGAGGAUCAAAUCAUCCAGGCCAACCCAGCAUUGGAGGCUUUCGGUAACGCCAAGACCUUGAGGAAUGACAACUCAUCACGUUUUGGUAAAUUCAUCCGAAUCCACUUUGGCACUUCUGGGAAACUGGCGUCAGCAGACAUUGAGACCUACCUCCUGGAGAAGUCUCGUGUGGUCUUUCAGCUCAAGGCUGAGAGAGACUAUCACAUCUUCUACCAGAUCCUGUCCAACAAGAAGCCAGAGCUGCUGGAAAUGCUGCUGAUCACCAACAACCCCUACGACUAUGCUUUCAUCUCCCAAGGAGAGACUACUGUGGCCUCCAUCGACGAUGCUGAUGAGCUGAUGGCCACUGAUAAUGCCUUUGACGUGCUUGGCUUCACUCAGGACGAGAAGAACUCUGUGUACAAGCUGACCGGCGCGAUCAUGCACUUCGGCAACAUGAAGUUCAAGAUGAAGCAGAGAGAGGAGCAGGCAGAGCAAGAUGGCACUGAAGAGGCUGACAAGGCUGCCUACCUGAUGGGGCUGAACUCUGCUGACCUCCUGAAAGCACUGUGUCACCCCAGAGUCAAAGUAGGGAAUGAGUGGGUCACCAAGGGACAAACUGUGCAACAGGUGAACUACUCCGUUGGUGCACUGGCCAAGUCAGUGUAUGAGAAAAUGUUCAACUGGAUGGUGGUGAGAAUCAACCAGACCUUAGAGACCAGGCAGGCUCGCCAGUACUUCAUUGGUGUGCUGGACAUUGCUGGCUUUGAGAUUUUUGAUUUCAACAGCUUUGAGCAGCUGUGCAUCAACUUCACCAACGAGAAGCUGCAGCAGUUCUUCAACCACCACAUGUUUGUGCUGGAGCAGGAGGAAUAUAAGAAGGAGGGCAUCGAGUGGGUGUUCAUUGACUUUGGCAUGGACCUGCAGGCCUGCAUCGACCUCAUUGAGAAGCCAAUGGGUAUCAUGUCCAUCCUUGAAGAGGAGUGCAUGUUCCCCAAGGCCAGUGACAUGACCUUCAAAGCCAAGCUGUACGACAACCAUCUGGGCAAAUCCGCAAACUUCCAAAAGCCCAGGAUCGUCAAAGGAAAGCCAGAGGCUCACUUUGCCUUGGGCCACUAUGCUGGCAUUGUAGAUUACAACAUCAUAAACUGGCUGAUGAAGAACAAGGACCCUCUGAAUGAGACUGUGGUCGGGCUCUACCAGAAGUCUGCCCUCAAGCUUCUCGCCACCCUCUUUGCCAACUAUGCUGGAGCUGAGUCUGCAAUGCAAGAGGGGGAUAAAAAGAAGGGGACAAAGAAGAAGGGAUCUUCCUUCCAGACUGUGUCUGCUCUCCACAGGGAAAAUCUGAACAAGCUGAUGACCAACCUGAGGUCAACACAUCCUCACUUUGUGCGCUGCAUCAUCCCUAAUGAGACCAAGACUCCGGGUGCGAUGGAAAACCCUCUGGUGAUGCACCAGCUCCGCUGUAACGGUGUGCUGGAAGGCAUCAGAAUCUGCAGGAAGGGCUUCCCCAACAGGAUCCUGUACGGAGACUUCAAACAGAGAUACCGUAUCCUGAACCCUUCUGCCAUCCCAGAGGGCCAGUUUAUAGACAGCAAGAAGGGAUCUGAGAAACUGCUGGGAUCCCUGGAAAUUGAUCACACCCAGUACAGAUUUGGACACACAAAGGUGUUCUUCAAGGCUGGUCUCCUGGGUCAGCUGGAAGAGAUGAGAGAUGAGCGCUUGGCUCGCAUCAUCACCCGAAUCCAAGCCCAGUCUCGCGGUCUUCUCUCAAGAAUUGAGUACCAGAAGAUGGUUGAGCGCAGAGACGCUCUGCUGGUAAUCCAGUGGAACGUCCGUGCCUUUAUGGGUGUGAAGAACUGGCCCUGGAUGAAGCUCUUCUUCAAGAUCAAGCCCCUGCUGAAGAGCGCAGAGAAUGAGAAAGAGAUGGCCAACAUGAAGGAUGAGUUCCUGAAACUCAAGGAGGCUUACGCCAAGUCUGAGGCCCGCAGAAAGGAGCUGGAAGAGAAAAUGGUCUCUCUUCUCCAAGAGAAGAACGACCUGCAGCUGCAAGUCCAGACGGAACAAGACAAUCUUUGUGAUUCAGAGGAGAGGUGUGACCAGCUGAUCAAAAACAAGAUUCAACUGGAGGCGAAAACCAAAGAGCUGACAGAGAGGCUGGAGGAUGAGGAGGAGAUGAAUGGUGAGCUGACGGCCAAGAAGAGGAAGCUGGAGGACGAGUGCUCUGAGCUGAAGAAGGAUAUUGAUGAUCUGGAACUCACCCUGGCCAAAGUGGAGAAGGAGAAGCACGCCACUGAGAACAAGGUGAAGAACCUGACUGAGGAAAUGGCGGCUCUGGAUGAUAUCAUCGCCAGGCUGACCAAGGAGAAGAAGGCUUUGCAGGAGGCUCACCAGCAAACCCUGGACGACCUGCAGAAUGAGGAGGACAAAGUGAACACCCUGACCAAGGCCAAAGCCAAGCUGGAGCAGCAGGUCGACGAUCUUGAAGGCUCAUUGGAGCAAGAAAAGAAGGUGCGGAUGGACCUUGAAAGAGCCAAGAGGAAGCUGGAAGGAGACUUGAAGUUGACCCAGGAGAGCAUAAUGGACCUGGAGAAUGAUAAGCAGCAACUGGAUGAGCGGCUGAAGAAGAAAGACUUUGAGAUUAACCAGCUCACCAGUAAAAUUGAGGAUGAGCAGGCACUGUCAGCCCAGUACCAGAAGAAACUGAAGGAGCUUCAGGCCCGCAUUGAGGAGUUAGAGGAGGAGCUGGAGGCAGAGAGAGCUGCCCGUGCCAAGGUGGAGAAGCAGCGGGCAGACUUGUCCCGAGAGCUGGAGGAGCUCAGUGAGAGGCUGGAGGAGGCGGGCGGGGCCACCUCAGCCCAGAUCGAGAUGAACAAGAAGAGGGAGGCUGAGUUCCUCAAGCUGCGGCGAGACCUUGAAGAGGCCACCCUGCAGCAUGAAGCCACAUCCUCCACUCUCCGCAAGAAACAUGCCGAUAGCGUGGCUGAGCUUGGGGAGCAGAUUGACAACCUGCAGAGAGUCAAGCAGAAACUAGAGAAGGAAAAGAGCGAGUUCAAACUGGAGCUGGACGAUGUGGUCUCCAAUAUGGAGCAUGUCGCUAAAGCCAAGGCUAACUUGGAAAAGAUGUGCAGGACUCUGGAAGAUCAGAUGAAUGAAUACAGGACCAAGGCUGAAGAAGGUCAACGCACUAUCAAUGACUUUACAACACAGAAAGCUAAGUUGCAGACUGAGAAUGGUGAGCUUGCUAGACGUCUUGAAGAGAAGGAAUCUCUUGUCUCUCAGCUGACCAGAGGCAAGCAGUCCUACACUCAGCAGAUUGACGACCUCAAGAGACAACUGGAAGAGGAAGUAAAGGCAAAGAACGCACUUGGACAUGCAGUGCAGUCUGCCCGCCAUGACUCAGACCUCCUGAGGGAGCAGUAUGAGGAGGAGCAGGAGGCCAAGGCUGAGCUCCAGCGCAGUCUCUCCAAGGCUAACUCAGAGGUGGCACAGUGGAGAACCAAAUAUGAGACCGACGCCAUCCAGAGAACUGAGGAGCUUGAGGAGGCAAAGAAGAAGCUGGCUCAGAGGCUGCAGGAUGCAGAGGAAGCCGUCGAGGCUGUGAAUGCUAAAUGCUCCUCCCUGGAGAAGACCAAACACAGGCUGCAGAACGAGAUUGAAGAUCUCAUGGUGGAUCUGGAGAGGUCCAACGCAGCAGCCUCUGCUCUGGACAAGAAGCAGAGGAACUUUGACAAGGUCCUGAACGAGUGGAAGCAGAAGUUUGAAGAGUCGCAGAGUGAGCUGGAGGGCUCCCAGAAGGAGGCCAGGUCCCUGAGCACUGAACUCUUCAAGCUGAAGAACGCUUAUGAGGAGUCUCUGGACAAUCUGGAGACUCUGAAGAGGGAGAACAAGAACCUGCAAGAGGAAAUCUCUGACCUGACUGAGCAACUCGGUGAGGGAGGCAAGACCAUCCAUGAGCUGGAGAAGGCUAGGAAGCAGCUGGAGCAGGAGAAGUCUGAAAUACAGUCUGCUCUGGAGGAGGCUGAGGCCUCCCUGGAGCAUGAGGAAGGGAAGAUCCUGAGAGCUCAGCUGGAGUUUAACCAGGUGAAGGCUGAGAUUGAGCGCAAGCUGGCUGAGAAGGACGAGGAGAUGGAUCAGGCCAAGAGGAACUACCAGAGAGUGGUUGAAUCCCUGCAGACCUCGCUGGAGUCAGAGACCCGCAGCAGGAACGAGGCCCUCAGGCUGAAGAAGAAGAUGGAGGGAGACCUCAAUGAGAUGGAGAUCCAGCUGAGCCAGGCCAACAGGAUGGCUGCAGAGUCACAGAAGCAGCUCAAGAGCGUCCACGCCAACCUGAAGGAUGCUCAGCUCCAACUGGAUGACUCCCUGCGUGCCAAUGAUGACCUGAAGGAGAACAUUGCCAUAGUGGAGAGACGCAACAAUCUCCUGCUGGCUGAGCUGGAGGAGCUGAGGGUGGUGUUGGAGCAGACAGAGAGAGCCCGCAAGCUGGCUGAACAGGAGCUCCUGGACAUCAGUGAGAGGGUUCAACUGCUGCACUCACAGAACACCAGCCUGAUUAACCAGAAGAAGAAGCUGGAGAGCGACACGUCCCAGCUGCAGACAGAGGUGGAGGAAGCUGUGCAGGAGUGCAGGAACGCUGAGGAGAAAGCCAAGAAGGCCAUCACUGAUGCUGCCAUGAUGGCAGAGGAGCUGAAGAAGGAGCAGGACACCAGCGCUCACCUGGAGCGCAUGAAGAAGAACAUGGAGCAGACCAUCAAGGACCUGCAGCACCGUCUGGACGAGGCCGAGCAAAUCGCCAUGAAGGGCGGCAAGAAGCAGCUGCAAAAGCUUGAGGCCCGCGUGCGGGAGUUGGAGAAUGAGCUGGAAGGGGAGCAGAGGAAGAGCAGCGAUGCUGUGAAGGGAGUCAAGAAAUAUGAGAGACGCAUCAAAGAGCUGACCUACCAGACUGAGGAGGACCGUAAGAAUAUGGCCCGCCUGCAGGACCUGGUGGACAAGCUGCAGAUGAAGGUGAAGUCGUACAAGAGAACUGCCGAGGAGGCUGAGGAGAAUGCCAACACUAACCUGGGCAAGUUCCGGAAGCUGCAGCAUGAGCUGGACGAGGCUGAGGAGAGGGCUGAUAUCGCCGAAUCUCAGGUCAACAAGCUCCGUGCCAAGACCCGUGACAUCGGGGGCAAGAAAGGGCUGGAUGAAGAGUGAAGCUCUCAGACGGAACUUUCUGAAAAACUAUUGUCUGCUGUGGUUUAGUGUCCCUUCUGCCGUUUCUCUUCCCUUCCUGUACAUUCUGUAGAAAUAAAAGCAUUUGAAAAUGAA
Acipenser ruthenus (sterlet) is the source of this 6257-nucleotide messenger RNA. RefSeq names its product myosin-7. Bases 333 to 6143 code for a protein of 1936 amino acids. Gene Ontology annotation, cellular component: myosin complex. The transcript has 39 exons. Gene Ontology annotation, molecular function: cytoskeletal motor activity; ATP binding; actin filament binding. NCBI's taxonomy places the organism in Eukaryota, Metazoa, Chordata, Actinopteri, Acipenseriformes, Acipenseridae. The record is from RefSeq and is a predicted model, not a curated record.